Acanthochromis polyacanthus (spiny chromis) is the source of this 16941-nucleotide messenger RNA. RefSeq names its product protocadherin Fat 3. The record is from RefSeq and is a predicted model, not a curated record. Gene Ontology annotation, cellular component: plasma membrane; catenin complex. Gene Ontology annotation, molecular function: cadherin binding; calcium ion binding. Lineage: Eukaryota; Metazoa; Chordata; Actinopteri; Pomacentridae. Gene Ontology annotation, biological process: homophilic cell-cell adhesion.
AUGAAGCCUAAUCGGUGGGAAAUGCUUCCUCUACCCUGCUUCUCUCGUCUUUUCCGUUUUAUUUUCCUCCUCUUCUUCCUCUUCUUCCCCUCAACCGAUGUCCAAUUCUUGCCAGAAGUUUGGACAGGACAGGGCCAGCUGCUCUUCACCCAGCCUGCUUAUAAUGCCUCCAUCUUCGAGAACUCUGCUGCAAGAACCUAUAUCAGAAGUGAGGUCAAAAUGGGCAUUGUUCUCGGGCCACCGCGGUCUUUAGACAUUAAAUAUUCCAUUGUGUCUGGAGACAGUGAAGUCAUCUUCCAGGCGGAGGAGUAUGUAAUGGGUGACUUCUGUUUCCUCCGCAUAUGCACCAAUGGGGGCAGUGGUGCCAUACUGAACCGGGAAGUACAGGACAAUUACACUCUGACGGUUAAGGCAUCUGCCCAAGGAGGUCUAGAGGCCUUAACCACUGUUUAUAUCAAGGUCUUGGACACAAAUGACCUCCGACCUCUCUUUUCCCCAACCUCCUAUUCGUUUGUUGUGUCUGAAAAUGCCCCAUUUGGUGCCAGUAUAGGACGAGUGACAGCCACAGAUGCUGAUGUGGGCUCCAAUGGCGAGUUCUACUACUUCUUCAAGAACAGAACAGAACUCUUCGCUGUACAUCCGACCAGCGGGGUCAUCACUCUGACGGGUCAACCCAGGAUGGACAAACAGGACCGAUUUGAGCUGGAGGUGCAGGUUGUCGACAGAGGGAUGAAACUCUACGGAAACAAUGGUAUCAGCAGCACCGCCAGGCUCAUCCUGAGUGUGGAGCGGGUUAAUGAAUUUGCUCCUGUUCUCAGUGCAGUCGCUGUUAUUCCAUCGUGGGAUGACAUAGACCCAGUUUUUGUCAUAUUGACUGUGGAGGACAAAGAUGAGGGGUUAUCUGGGGACAUAGAGUGGGUGUCCAUCAUUGAGGGUGACCCCUAUGAACAGUUUAUGGUUGAUCGGUCACCUAUUGGGAAUGAGUACAGGGUUAAAACAACAGAUUUGCCCAACUGGUAUACAUUCCCCUAUGGUUGCAAUUUAACAUUCCAGGCUAAAGACAGAGGUAUACCUCCUAAGUUUUCUAAUACUCAAGUUGUUCAGCUGUUAGUUACAAAGCCAGACCCUGUGUUGGCCAAUUUUGAGAAAGAUGUUUAUGUAGUCAAGCUGAGUGAAAUUGCUCCCCCAGGCACAAUUGUAGAGGUGGUGAAAAUCUCCCCAGCUCCACUGAGUGUCAAUUACAGCUUCAGCAGCCUCUCAGAUCCAAUGUACUUUGAUAUAAACCCUUUGACUGGAGUUAUUAUGACCACAAGGCAGCUGACAAGGAUAUCACAGAAUUUCAUGGUGAUGGAGGUAAUAGAUAUUAUCAGUCAGCAGCAAGCACAGGUCCAAAUUACCAUAGCGGAUGCUAAUGACAACUCUCCAGUGUUCAACAGGCCAUCCUAUAAUAUUGCAAUCAAUGAGAGUUUGCCUGUAGGUACUGUUGUUCUCAUAGUUUCUGCUGUGGAUGAGGAUAAAGGAGAGAAUGGGUAUGUAACUCACACAAUCAGCGGUGAGCAGUCUCUUCCAUUUGCUAUAGACCAGGACACAGGGGAAGUGAGGAUCACAAGCGAUGUGGAUUUUGAGUCAUCAGAUGAUAUCUAUACUUUUGCAGUGCGAGCAUCUGAUUGGGGUUCGCCCUACAGAAGGGAGAGUGAGGUUAAUAUCACUAUCCGUGUGAUAAAUAUCAAUGACAACCGGCCUCUUUUUGAGAAGGUUUCUUGCAGAGGGAUGAUAAGCCGUGAUUUCCCUGUCAACCAGACUAUUGUUACCUUGUCAGCUAUAGACAUGGAUGAGCUAGGAAUGGUGCAGUAUAAAAUAUUAUCUGGAAAUGAGUUAGACUAUUUUAACUUAGAUCAAGAAUCUGGGGCUUUGUCACUGAAACAGUCAUUAGCAGCGGAUAAUUUAAAAAACGGGAUAUUUAACCUGAAAAUAGUUGCAACAGAUGGAGAGAUGUUCUCAGACCCUACAUUUGUGAAUGUUUCAGUGGUGAGGGGUAGAAUACCAAACAGGGGGUUUACCUGCAAGGAGACCAGGGUAGCACAGUUAUUGGCAGAAAAAAUGGUGUCCAAAGCGUCUGCUAUGGCUAGAUCAAGACUGGAUGAGAGUUACUCAGACCUUUUCUCUAUGAACAAGCAGGCUCCACAAUUUGAGGCCUUGCCUACAAGUAUUCUAGUGAGAGAAGACCUUGAUGUUGGUGCCAGUGUUUUUCAGGUGCGAGCUCGAGACGGUGACACGGGCUUCAAUGGUCGUGUUCUGUUUUCUAUUUCUGAUGGUAACAAAGACAACUGCUUCAAUAUCAACAUGGACAGUGGACUGAUAACCGUCCUGCAGCCACUUGACCGUGAGCGAGUGGAUCGUUACUUCCUAAAUAUCACUAUCUACGAUCAGGGCAUUCCUCAGAUGUCCAGUUGGAGACUACUGACUUUGAUCAUCGAGGAUGCAAAUGACAACGACCCCCAGUUUUAUCAGGACAGCUUCUCCGCCCUUGUUUCAGAAAACUCAGCCAUUGGUAUGGAAGUUAUUACCAUCACUGCAUUUGACAGAGACAUGGGGCAGAAUGGACAGCUGUCCUACGUAAUGAUAACCAGCAUCCCUCAGUUUGGCAUAGACAGUGAAACUGGAAGCGUGUUUGUUGCGAGCCACCUGGACAGAGAAACAUCCCCGAUGUUCACAUUGAAGAUUGAAGUGAGAGACAAGGCUGAAAGAGGCACUCGGAGAUCAUCAGUGACCACUCUGAGGAUAAUAUUGGAGGAUGUCAAUGAUUGUUCUCCAGCUUUCAUCCCAGGCAGCUAUAGUGCUCGAGUGCUAGAAGACAUCCCACCAGGAGCUGUGAUUACAUGGGUGCAGGCUCAGGACCCAGACAUCGGACUUGGUGGACAAGUCAGAUACUCUUUGGUUCAUGACUUCAAUGGCACAUUUGAAAUUGAUGCAGUGAGUGGAGCAUUGAGAAUUAGGAGGGAGCUGGACUUUGAGAAACAGCCAUUUUUCAACCUGACGUUACUUGCUGAGGACAGAGGAGUACCCAGGCUGUAUAGUCAAACAUUUGUGGAAGUAGAGGUGGUGGAUGUCAAUGAGAAUUUGUAUGCACCCUACUUCCCCGACUUUGCUGUGAGAGGCUCAGUGAAGGAGAACUCUCGUGUAGGAACAAGUGUCCUGACAGUCAGCGCUAAGGAUGACGACAAGGGACGAGAUGGCAUGUUGAGGUACUCUGUCCGAGGAGGCAGCGGACUGGGCACUUUCACCAUUGACGAAGACACAGGGGUGAUUUACACUGCUGGUAUCCUGGACUGUGAGACCAAAGAUUCCUACUGGCUUAGUGUCUAUGCCACAGAUAGAGGGGUUGCACCCCUGUCAGCUUCUAUUGAAGUCUUCAUCCAGGUAGAAGAUGUGAACGAUAAUGCUCCCCUCACCUCUGAUCCUAUCUACCACCCAGUAAUCAUGGAGAACUCUCCAAAGGACGUGUCAGUCAUCCGAAUCCAGGCUCAGGACCCUGACCUCACUGCCACGUCUACUCGUCUGAGCUAUCGCAUUAGUGCUGGCAACCCGCAGAAUUUCUUCACCAUCAACCCAAAAACAGGUCUGAUCACGACCACUGCAAGGAAACUGGACAGAGAACAACAGGCAGAGCACUUUUUAGAGGUGACAGUAAUAGAUGGCCCCGUGACCACCCGCCAAUCCACUGUGUGGGUCAUAGUUCACAUCGAGGAUGAGAACGACAACCCACCAACCUUCCCAGAGGUCACCUACCGCAUCAGCCUGCCCGAACGAGACCGGAACAAACGCAGUGAGCCUGUCUACCGAGUCUUUGCCUAUGACCGUGACUCUGGAGCCAAUGGCAAUAUAACCUACAGCAUUAUUGAUGGUAAUGAGGAUGAAAAGUUCAGUAUUGAUCCCAGGACUGCUAUGGUGUCAUCAAAGAAGAUGGCCACUGCGGGCAGCUAUGACAUCCUCACUAUAAAAGCAGAAGACAGCGGUGAGCCUGCAUUGUGGUCCACCGUCAAACUCCACGUAGAGUGGAUUCGCAAGCCUGUCAUCUCAUCGCUGCCCCUGCAGUUCACCCAGAGGUACUACAACUUCUCUGUUACGGAAACGGCGGCUGUGGCUCAGCCGGUGGGAGUGGUGGCCGUCAGCCAGUCGAGCACACCUGUGUGGUUCAAUAUCAUCGGAGGACGACUUGCCAGAGAAACGUUCUACAUUCCGCAGAAUGCUUGUGGAAAGAACUGCUCACUUGACACAGGGAGCUUUGACAUGCAGUUUGACCUUCAAGUGGGAGUGGGGACUCUAGUCGUGGCCAAGCCCCUGGAUGCAGAGGUGCAGUCUGUGUUCAACAUGACGAUACAGGUGACAGAUGGGACCAACUUUGCCACAGCGCAGGUGUUCAUCCGAAUACAAGACAGCAAUGACAACCCUCCAGUUUUCUCCCAGUCAGCCUAUGAUGUCAGUGUCUCCGAGGAUGUACCAGCCGACAUGGAGCUGCUGCGGGUCAGAGCGUCGGACGUGGACGAGCGUGCACGUUUGAGCUUCUCCAUCUACGGCAGUGUAGAUCCAGCCAGCAUGAGGCUGUUCAGGGUCAACCCCGGUACUGGAAUGGUCUACACUGCAGACAGGCUGGACUACGAGGCCAGAACGCAGCACAUCCUCACUGUUAUGGUCAAGGAUCAGGAGUUUCCAUUUAACCGUGACCUGGCUCGUAUCCUGGUGGCGGUGGAGGACUCCAAUGAUAACAUCCCCUACUUCACCAGCACCGUGUACGAUGCAGUAGCCUAUGAGAAUUCUCCUGCAGGCACUUCUGUACUGCAGGUGACGGCCCUAGACAAAGACAAUGGGAUUAAUGGGCAACUCACCUAUAGUACGGAAGCAGGUAACUCUAAUGGUGUGUUUGGCAUUGAUAAUGCCACAGGCCUUAUAUUCAUUGCCAAGGACUUGGACCUCACCUCUGUGGGCUUUUACACCCUCACUGUACGCGUCACCGAUAGCGGAUUUCCUCCAUUAAUGGCCACAGCUACAGUUCGCAUUUCUUUGAUGCUGUCCGACUUCUCCAAACCCAAAUUCACUCAGAAGGAGUAUCAGACUGAGAUAAUGGAGAACAGCAAAAUUGGAACAUAUGUGACCACCGUUAGCGCCCUCAGCCGCUCUGCGCUCAUUUAUGACAUCACCAGGGGCAACGAGGAGCAGUGCUUCGUUAUCAACCAUCAUACUGGUGUUAUCACUACACGCAGAAUGCUUGACUUUGAGAAGACAACAAUCUAUUUUGUGAUGGUGCGUGCCCUGAGCAUGGCUGGAAUGGAAGCCAGCACCACUGUCAUCAUCCAAGUUGGGGAUGUCAAUGAUAGCCCACCUGUAUUCCAACAACUCAGGUAUGUGGGUGCAGUCAGUGAGGCUGCUCCGGUCAACAGUGUGGUCCUGGGAGAGGAUGGUAACCCUUUAGUCAUCCAGGCGACCGAUAAAGACCGCAAUCACAACGCCCUGUUAGUGUUCCAGAUCAUAGACGAGACCGCUCGCAUGUUUUUCAGCGUGGACUCUGGGACUGGAUCAAUUCGAACGAUUGCCAGCCUGGACUAUGAAACUUUCUCUGAGUUCCUCUUUCGGGUUCAUGUCAGAGAUAGCGGUCAGCCUUCUCGGAGCGCUGAAAGCCCAGCGGAAGUGAUCAUAAAGGUAAUGAACAUCAAUGAUUCACCCCCAAAGUUCUUCCAGGACACUUAUGAGACGGUCCUCCUCCUGCCUACAUACUUAGGAGUUGAGGUCCUUAAGGUUGAGGCUUUUGACCCUGACAUGACCUCUGACCUCAAGUCUGUCACACCCCAGCUAGUUUACUCUCUGGUGGACAGCAAUGUGGAGUAUUUUGCUGUGGAGCGCUACACCGGAGUUGUGACUGUCCUAAAUCAGAACCUCAAUAAAGAUCGUUAUCGCUUUAAUGUGAAGGUAUGGGAUGGACGUUUUUCCAGCAUGGCAUCAGUCACUGUGCUUGUCCGAGAGGCUAUAGACAGUGGCCUUCUCUUCACCUACCCGAUCUACUCCGCCUCCAUCCCAGAAAACAUCCCCAACAUCACUGUAGUGACUGUAGUGAACACAGUUGGCCACCGCCUCAACGAGCCACUCAAGUACACCCUCUUGAACCCCGGAGGGCGCUUCACCAUUCGGCCCACCUGUGGAGUGGUGCUCACCACCGGUGUGCCUUUUGACCGAGAGGAGAGGAAGAGUUACGAGCUGGUGGUGGAGGUCAGCAGAGAAGACGAGAUACUGAGAGUGGCCAGGGCGACUGUGCAAGUACAGGUGGAGGAUGUGAAUGACAACACUCCAGAGUUUGUAAACCUGCCCUACUAUGCUGUAGUCCAGGUGGAAGCAGAGCCAGGAUCAGCUAUUUUCAGGGUGUCAGCCACUGACCAAGACUUUGGUAUGAAUGGAGAUGUGACUUACAGCCUUAAGGAGGAGCACAGGAACUUUCAAGUGAACCCUGUGACAGGAGAGCUGACCUUAAAACGAGCCUUCGAGGCAGAUUUAUCCAACGCAGAGUACAAGGUGGUCAUUGUGGCCUCUGACGGUGGCUACCCCACUCUGUCCAGCGAGGUGGAGCUGCCUGUGACUGUAGUAAAUAAAGCCAUGCCGGUGUUUGACAAGCCCUUCUACGGUGUAACUGUCAGAGAGGACGUGGCUGUCUCCACGUCUGUCCUGUGUAUAAACGCCAGCACUCCUGAGGGCCAGAGCAUCAUCUUCACCAUCACGGACGGAGACCCUUUCCUCCAGUUUGAUAUCGGCUUUGACACCGGGAUCAUCAGCGUGGUUUACCCGUUAGACUACGAGACCACCCAGUACUACCGCUUAACUGUGAAGGCUACAGAUACACUGACUGGUGCAAAGUCAGAGGUCGACGUGGACAUUGUUAUGCUGGAUGUGAACGAUAACCCACCGCUGUUCCUCAACACUUCAUACUCUGCAGUGCUGGCUGAAAACUCCAUGAUUGGAACAACAGUGUUACAGGUGUUUGCUCAGGACCAGGACUCAGAAAAGAACGCUGCGGUGAGCUACCAGAUCCUAUCUGACAUCUACAACAGCACCGACUACUUCCACAUUGAUAGUAGCAGCGGACUGAUAUUCACCGCACGUCUGCUCGACUAUGAGCUCAUCCAGCGCUACAACUUCAUUGUCAGGGCGACGGACAGUGGAGACCCUGCCCUUAGCAGUGAUGUUAGUGUCACCGUUAUUGUCACUGACACAAACGACAAUCCACCUAAUUUCAGCCAAGCGCUGUACGAGGCCUUUGUCAGCGAAUUGGCUCCCCGAGGACACUUUGUGACUUGUGUUCAGGCAUCUGAUGCUGACAUCUGUGAUGCUCAAAGACUGAGGUACAGUAUUCUCUCAGGGAAUGAGAAAAUGACUUUUAUGAUGGAGCCAGAUACAGGGGUGCUCCGUCUGUCUAACAAGAGGAGACAAGGCAUGAAACUCUCGUAUCAACUCAAUGUGUCUGUGUCAGAUGGAGUCUUCACCAACACUGCUCAGGUGAUUGUGCGUGUCCUGGGAGCUAACUUGUACAGCCCAGUAUUCAGCCAGAGAUUCUACCUGGCUGAGGUGCAGGAAAAUGCCCCUCCUGGGUCAAAGGUCAUCCAGGUUCGUGCGACAGAUGAGGACUCUGGACUUUAUGGCCAGAUCACCUACUCCUUCAUCAAUGACUUGGGGAAAUCUCAGUUCACCAUUGAUGCAGAUGGAGUCAUAUCCACUGUGGAGAAAUUAGACAGAGAAAAUCCUCUCAACAAGGACAUGGUGCUGACUGUUAUGGCGCUGGAUGGUGGAGGGCGGGCAUCAUUUUGCACAGUGCGAGUGGUCCUUGCCGAUGAGAACGACAACGCCCCUCGAUUCAGAGCAGUGGAGUACCGGAUGAGCAUUAAAGCAAACGUUGCCAAAGGUUCACUUGUCACACAGAUCCAGGCCACUGACCCCGAUGCUGGGUCUAACGGGAGGAUCACCUACUCCCUUUACAGCGAGGCACGCCUGUCCCUGGUUGAUGUUCUGGAGGUGGAGGCAGACAGUGGUUGGAUGAUGACUAAAAGCACAGUCGACCACCUCCAGGGCACUGUACUGUCUUUCUUUGUCAAAGCCACAGACUGCGGUUCUCCGGCCAAGCACUCCCUGGUGUCCGCUUUCAUCCACGUCGUCCCUCCUGAUGCGUUUGUUCCCUCGUUCAGCCAGCCUCAGUACUCUUUCACCAUCCCCGAGGACACGACGGUUGGAACAGCUCUGGGGUCUGUGUACAUGGGCCCGGGCCAGACGGGGUUCUUCACUGUUGUUGUCGGAGAAACAAUUGACAGCAACAAAGGGGGAACUUUCCUGGUGGAGAGGGAGUCAGGUCUCAUCCGUCUGGUCAAGCCGCUGGACUACGAAGCGGUCAGCAACUUCCGCUUUAAGGUGGCGGCGACAGCAAGAAGAGACCUGAUCGAGUCCGUCUCCACUGUGGACCUGGAGGUUAAGAUCCUCGAUGUGAAUGACAACAAGCCAGUGUUUGAGACGAACACUUAUGUGGCAACAGUGAUGGAAGGGAUGCCGGUCGGGACAAGAGUGGUCCAAGUGCGAGCUCUCGAUCCAGACUGGGGCUCCAAUGGACAAGUAACCUACAGCCUCGGGCCUCUGCUCACCUAUAAUCUGGAUCUAACCAAAGAACCUUUCUCCUUCUUCGGCUCCAUCACGACAAGUUCAGUCUUCGCCAUCGACAGCAAAACAGGCUGGAUCACCACUGUGAGUCAGAUGGACCACGAGGCCUGCUCCAGCUACAGCUUUGAAGUCGUGGCCUCUGAUCUGUCCGAGACGCAGUCCCUCUCCUCCACCACAGUGGUAACCAUCACCGUGUCAGACGUUAACGACAACCCGCCGUGGUUCGAGAGGGAGCUCUACCGAGGAGCCGUAAAGGAGAGCGACCCCCUCGGCGAGGUGGUGGCUGUUCUGAAAACCAAAGAUCUGGACGGCACAGAUCAAAACCGCCUUGUCAGCUUCUACAUCACUGGGGGAAACCCGCGGGGCGUGUUCGGCCUGGCCCUUGUGCAGGGGGAGUGGAAGGUUUACGUGAGCGGCCUGCUGGACCGCGAGCAGCAGGACUGGUAUCUGCUCAACAUCACUGCCAGCGAUGGGCUGUAUGUGGCUCGCACCGCCGUGGAGGUUACCGUAAUGGAUGCCAAUGACAACAGUCCCAUCUGCAACCAGGCGGUGUAUAGCGCCUCUUUUCCUGAGGACAUCCCCACUAACAAGGGCAUUCUGACAGUGGGUGCUACAGAUGCUGACUCAGGCUCCAGCGCCGAGAUCCAAUAUUCCCUGUUUGGCAUUGGGGUUGAAGAUUUCUAUAUGGAUGCAAACACCGGUGAGCUGCGCACAGCUACCGUGAUGGACCGAGAAGUGACACCUACCUACAAACUCAUCGCCCAGGCAACCGACGGGGGAGGGCUGUUCUGCCGAUCUGACAUUUCUCUCAAAGUGUUGGAUGUGAAUGACAAUGCCCCCUUGUUCUCGUCCCCUCAUUACCUGGCUAGUGUGUAUGAGAAUGCCGCCCCCAAGGCUUUGCUUACCCGACUGCAAGCCAGCGACCCCGAUGAAGGUCUUAACCGAACAGUGGUCUACUCUCUGGUGAAUUCAGUCAAUGACUUCUUUUCCAUCGACCCGGUAACUGGGAUAGUGAUUCUAGAGAAAUCUCUGGACAGAGAGAGCCGCGACUCCUAUCGUGUUCGUGUCCAGGCUACUGACCGAGCUGGGCAGCAGGGAGCGCUGUCCUCACAGGUUGAUUUGACCAUUUUGGUGCUGGAUGUGAAUGACAAUGCCCCAGUCUUCCAGAGGAGAGACUACGGCGUUACUGUCCCCGAGGAUGUUGCCGUGGGAACCGAGGUCAUACGUGUGUUGGCGACGAGCGCUGACAUCGGACCCAACGCGGAGAUCACCUACAACAUCCGGUCGGGCAACGAGUUGGGAAAGUUCAUCAUAGACACAAAACUAGGCUCUAUUUCAGUGGCUGAUGAUUUGGACUUUGAGGUUUGCAAGGACUACUACCUCACCGUUGAGGCCUGGGAUAGCGGGAACCCUCCUCUUAGCACUGCUACCAUGGUAACCAUUGAACUCAUGGAUGUCAACGACAAUGCUCCAACCUUCAGUCAGGACAUCUACAGUGUCCUGGUCAGCGAGGAUGCUUCUGUUGGACAGACAAUUACAAGGGUGUUAGCAGAAGAUCUGGACAGCCAGGUGAAUGGGCGAAUCACUUACUCUAUCUUGAAAGGUGACCGCAGCAACCAGUUCUGGAUAGACCCUGUUGCAGGACUGCUCAAAGUCAAUAAGAGGCUUGACAGAGAACUAGUAUCCAGGUACGCUCUGUCGGUGCAGGCGUUUGACAGCGGCUCUCCCGCUAUGUCGUCCACCGUCACUAUCAACAUCGACAUCUCCGACGUCAACGACAACCCUCCCGUUUUCACUCCUCCCAACUCCACAGCUAUAAUACAGCUCAACCAAGCUGCCAGCACCACCCUGCUGAAGCUGUCGGUUAGCGAUAAAGACUCCCCUAGAAACGGCCCUCCUUUUGAGUUCCGCAUCGUGUCAGGAAAUGAGGGAAGUUUUUUCGCCUUAGACCAGACUGGAACUCUGGGGACGAGCCGUGUGUUUGGCCCUGAAGCUCCCAGAGAAUUCACUCUUGAAAUCCAGGCAAGUGACUCUGGUAAGCCCAGGCUUACCACCUCCUCCUGGGUAUUUCUGAGAGUCAUCGGGAACAGUCAGUACAAGCCCACCGUCUCCCCGCUGGAAAUCUUCAUCGUCAUGGCAACGGAUACCUUCCAGGGAGGCCCGAUCAGUCGGAUCUACGCCACUGACCGCGACCCCAAUGACGUUCUGUCUUUUACACAGAAACCUCAGCCCAAGAGCAUGUUUAAGAUCAACAGACAGGAUGGCAGCAUUGUAGCGCUGCCAGGCCUGGAACCUGGCAGAUACCAGAUGAAUGCUACAGUGAGCGACGGACGUUUUGCCGUGAUAGCGGAUGUAUCAGUCCAGGUCGAACAGGUGACGGAUUUACUCCUACGUAGCGCCCUCACGCUACGUUUCAGCUCCCUGUCCCCGGAGGAUUUACUUGGUCGCUAUCUGAAUCAGAUCAAACUGACUUUACGAGGAAUAGCUGGCUGGAAAUGGUCACCGGGACAACAGGAUCCUCUCCACAUCCUCAGCGUACAGCCAGUGACGGGGACAUCAGACGUUGACUUGCUUCUGGCCGUGGAGAGACCAGAGACAUCGGGCAGUGGACGGGUGGGCGGGUUCUACUCCCCACAGGAGCUGUCUGCAAAGCUGGAGGAGGCGGCGGGGCGGGGUCAGAUUCGAGGUGUCCUGUCUGGGGCGGUGGUGGUGAGCAGCGCUUGCUCUGGGGAGCUGGAUUGCGGCGACCGGGUGUGUGAAAUCCUACUGGUGAUGGACGGCGGCUCACCUGUCACCUACAGCACAGAGAGGGUCAGCUUGGUGUCACUGAAGUUCAGCCGUACGGAAACCUGCACCUGCCCCGGAGGGACAUGCCCCACCCCUGUGGAGCUCUGUGAAGGUCAGUCCUGUCCAGCAGAUAUGCAGUGUGUGCGUUCUGGUCCUACAGCACCAUCUGUCUGCCAGUGUCAGCCUGAGAGACUAGACGAGUGUGCAGGCCAAACCUCUCUCAGUUUCUCUGGAAACAGCUACAUCAAGUACAGAGUGACAGAAAGCGGCCAGAGUGGCGAGAUGAGGCUCGGCCUGAGGAUCAGGACUCUCCAGAGAAGAGGAGUCAUUAUGUUCACACGUGUUAACCCCUGUACCAUGCUUAAGAUUGAAGGUGGUCGGCUCUGGUUCCAGCUGGACUGUGACAACACCCUUGGCAUUAUGGGCAUCUCUGGCAGACCAAUAAAUGAUGGCCUCUGGCACGCGGUCGCCUUGGAGCUGACUCGAAACUAUACUCUCCUGUCAUUGGACGACAGCUAUGUGGAACGCCGUCGGGCAGCCCGGGCUCCUGUUCGUCUUUGGCCUCUGGCCUCAGAUUCUUCAUUUUUCUUCGGGGCCCAAGUGAGGCCGCUGAACACACAAGGCGAGAGGCCGAGCCCAGGACCGGGGAGAAGCCAGGGAGGAGCAGGAUUUGGGGAGCGUGGAGCGAGGGGCCCUCCAAGAGCCCAGGAUGGCUUCCAAGGCUGCUUGGGCUCGUUGAUGCUGAAUGGCAACGAGCUGCCACUUCAGAAUAAGAGGAGCCGUUACGCUGAGAUAGCCGGGCUCAGCGAGGUCAAGCUGGGCUGCGUGCUUUAUCCAGAUCCAUGCGUCAGUCAGCCCUGCCUCAAUGGAGCCAUCUGUAGCAGCCUGCCCUCUGGAGGCUUCAUGUGCAGCUGCAGUGUUGGAUUCACUGGGGUUCGCUGUGAAAUCGAACUGACGUCCUGCAUGCCGAACCCGUGCCAGAACGGUGGAGACUGCAAGCCUGUAGGGAGCGCAUUUCUCUGUGGCUGUCCUCGAGGACUCGUGGGACUUAUAUGUGAUGAGGAUGUAAAUGAGUGUGACCAGGACGAGUGUGGAGAUGGAGGGGAGUGUGUCAACACUUUUGGGUCAUUCUACUGUAACUGUUCAGAAGGAUACGAGGGUCAGUUUUGUGAUGAUCAGAUUCCUGGUGAUCCAGAUGAUGACACGCAGGCUGAGCCUCUUUCUUACGUCGGACCAGGAGAGAUAAUUGGCAUCGGGGUCCUCGCCUUUGUCAUCGUUUUCCUCCUCAUACUCUUCGUAGCCUUCAGGAAAAAAAUCAAAUUCAGGAAGGACUCUGACCCUGGCCCCAGCACUCAGGCCGUGAUGGGCAUCUCAGCAAUUUCCACAGAAGCUAGCUACAUGCUGCACAAGACUGGCAUGGGCACCGAAGGGAUUGAGUUUAAAGCCAUGCGUCUGUCAGGGUCACCAGGAGCCACAAGCACCUAUGGUGAGGUGGGAGGCGGGACUGGAGGCCCUCCCCAGGUCAUGGUGCGUCCGACCGCUCACUCCCCUCUACCAGGUGGACUCGGCAACCAGGGCAUGAGGGGUGGAGACGGAGAAAGGACCACAUCCAGCGAAGGAAGUCAGUUAAGCAGCUUCAUCUCAGACCUGUCCAGCGUCCGAGGUGUGGCCAACAGGAGGGGCAUCGCCGUCUGCAGCGUAGCACCCAAUCUCCCCUCGGCAUCGGCCCGUCGCUCAGAGCACAGUCCGGCCCACAAAGUGUCCUGGGAAGGCGAAGAAAUGAGGGAAAAGGCGCUGGAGAGGGUUAGAGAUGAGAGAGAGGAGGAGUGGGGGCAGAGAGCUUUUGAGCUGGAGAGAACACAGAGGGGUAACAGUCCACAGGACGUGUCAGAGCUGGUGGAUGAUGUGGCCUGUCUUUCGGACUCUACCUCGGAGGACCACUCCCUCAGUUCCUACGCUUCUGAGUCCUUCGAUGACAACGCCUCCAUAGUGACAGUCAUACGUCUCGUCAAUGAUGCCGUUGAUAAUAUUGAAAGUGAAGUGUCAAACAUGGACAAAGAACAGCGGCGGAACAGCCCUGCAUACCACUGGGAGUCUUCCUGUCAGACUUCGAGCUGGUUGUCACCGUCCCGUCUCCGUCUGCCAGAGGUAGGAUCCCAUUACGACCUUAGUGACACCCAGCAGAACAUCAGACGCGGAGGCAGCACACGCUCUCUCCAGCUGGACUACAGAGUGAUGGGCUACUGUGGUGACAGAGGCCGCGAGCUGGGGCAGGAAACCAGGAGGAGAACCUUCCAGUGGGAGAGGAAUCAGUCUGGCGAGUGGGAGAAAAAGCAAACCGCAGACACUGAAGAAACGAGAAGGCAGGGAGCAGAAGGGAAGAACACAGGUGGCGUCAGGAGCAGAGACAUGGGGGCCCACCAGGAGCACAGACACCACGACAAUGACAACUGCGAAGACAGCUCCUCACCUGUUUAUGAGGAGUACCAAGAGUCCGGCCGCGAUCCAGAGCAAAACGAAGACUCCCUUUAUGACACUCUACCCCCAACCCGGCGAGCCUAUGAAGGAUACCCAUCGAGCCCCCCUGGUCUCAACCUGCACCCGGCUCAACUUCUGCCCCCUCUCAGGGCCUGGGACCUACAGACAGGGGAAUGGAGGGGAUCUCAGGAGGAUGGCGGUGGGCUUGGCUCCAGCAGCCUGGCAGGCUCCGGGGAUGAGCUAGAAAGACUACUGAACUUGGUGUCGCUCCGAGCCAGGAGAGCCACACGAAUAAACAGAGCCUCGACUGGAUCCGAACCCACAACAGGCUGGGAGGGAUUUAAAUGAGCACACAGCACUGUUUAUAACAAAUAGAUUUAAUAAUCCUUUAUAAAUUACAGAGAGGGAGUGAUCCCCUGUGAUUAUACUUGACAUUUAUGAUAUGGCACCAUUGGUCCCCCACCUAAAAAUAAUUGAACAAGAAUAUUACCAUAUAUACUUUUAUGAUCCCACAUUAUUAUUCUGGAGUAAACAAGCACUAAUCCAGCACCAAUCCCCCGGCUCAUUUAAAAGCUGGAGGAAUAAGAGGAAGCAUAUGUGUUCUCCAGAAAACUUCACCUGUGUUUGCAUGAGAGGGAGCCGCGAUUGGCUGUGAAUCAAUGUUUUUACGAUUGUUAUUGGGAGUUAAUGAAGCACAGUAUUCAGGAGCAAGUCUGACACCAAUGUAUGUACAUAUGUUAUCAUAUAUUCCAUAUACAUCGCUCUUUUGGAUCACAGGAGGCGCACACACACAGCAGUUUUGUUAACUGAACCAUUUAAUAGUUAAAGCACUUGUUAUUUUUACUGACACAUGCUCAGGGUUGUUUUGAAGAAAACUGUUCGCCCACAUCCUAGAUGUAGCCUGAGACACGCUACAUAGAUUACCAGAAGCUGAUACCAGGGGAUCUUUACUUAAUCAUUUAAUUACUCAAUAUUUAUUUAUUUAAUAAUUGCAUUAUUCAUUUGUGUGGGCUGCAUAUGAGUCUCUUCAAAAACACACACGUUAUGGCUAUCUGGCUUGUGCAACGAUGAUUAAAUGCGGCACUUUAGGUAAUACAUUUUUUUUGUUCUACUCAAGAGUUUGGACAUCUGAUUUUGCUCUGCAGUUAUGAAACACAACGUGGACUUAUCUACUGUAGUAUUACUACAAAUGUACAUUAUGUAUUUUGUAUAUAUUUCCAAAGCUGAACUUUUAGCAGUGCUUUCGGACAGAGUUAAACCCACCUUACACCUGGUAUUAACAUGUGAAAUAAAUUCUCAGUCAUUAUGUGCCAAAAGGCUUAGAGAUUUGUGUGGAAAUGCGACCGCGAAAUGCAGAAUCACUCACCCAGGACAUGUGCACAUGGUUGGCUCACUGAUAACACAGUGUAAAUGCUGCUGUGCUCACAGUUCACACACAGCAGAGGGAAUGCAAAUGAAAGUAAAUUCCAUGUUAAACAACGAUGGAACACAUUCAGAAUAAACAGGUGGUAGAUAACUAGGAGUAUUUUGGGAUAAACAUACUGUAUUCAUAAUGGCAACUGAAGACAAUUGGGGAUUGUGAACCAGCCAGAUGUCUGCUAUCAGAACUACUGUUUGAAAUGGAAACAACUGCACUAACCAGCCUUCGUCUCAAACCUACCAUAUGCAUCUUUCUGCUCCACAUGCAAGCAUUGAAAUGCAGCAAAUCACACCAAAUACACUAAACAAACUGUUUUGGAUUCCUGGAGUUGAUGUAUGAACUGUAAAUACAAUAGAUCCACAUGCAACAAUAUGUAAUGAAAAUUCAAGCGCACACAGCACCGUUGUGCCAUGAUCAAUUUAUUGUUGCAAGAAUGUUUUUCAGCUGCAGUGAAUGUCAUAACAUGGUCAUGACCUGGUUUAGUGUCAGCUAAUACAUUCAUGUUUCACAAUAUGGUGUCCAUCCAUCCAUCCAUCCAUCCAUCCAUCCAUCCAUCCAUCCUCUCGGCCCAUUCCUAUUCAGGUCUACUCUGUGAGUAGGUUUGCUGAAGUGUGUCCCAGCUUGCAUCGGGCAACAAGCAGAGAAACAUCCUAGACAGGUCAGACUAACACGUGGACAAACACAUUCACACCUGUGGGCACUUUACAGUUUCCACUUCACCUGGCCUUCAUGUUUGUGCUCCGUACAGGGAAACCUUGGCACCCGAAGGAAACCCACAGGAAUACUGUGAGACCAUGCAAACUCAACACAGACCAGCAGCUUCCCAAGGCAAAAAUUUUACACCCAGAACCGUUGUGCUCCAAAUCAACUCUGCUAACAAGCGAGACACCUUUGCUGUCAUGUUUUAAUACUUGAUUGCCGCGCAUUGCUGUAGGAUCAUCUUGUAAACUACCUUCCAAGUCCGCUGGGUUUUACGGUAUUUCAGGUUGAUGGUGUGCUGAAGCACAAUUUUGCACUCGCGGGGAUGUUUGAGUGGCUGCACAUUACAAGGACUUGAAGAAUUUGCUCCAAUCAAGCAGAUUCAUGCUUUAUUGGAAAGAAAGCGGGAAUUGUCCUGAGGGUGAAUAUGUACCUGGUGUGCUCUAGCAGGUUAGCUAUAUCUCAACCCAGACUACGUGAGAUAAAUAAUCCCCAUAAAAUAUUUAAUCCUAUCAAGUCAGUCUUGUCACGCCUCUUAUGUGUUUUUCUUUCCCUCCCCAGUGGAAUCUGGCAGAUCCAUUUAGCAGAGCUUAAAGUCAUCAAUGUCCUGGGAAAACGUGAAGGCGUAAGAAUGCCUUCUGGAAUGUUGACUGCAUAAACUGUGCGAUCAGUCAAACAAUGCAUUUUUAUUUUGAAAUCAUUUGAGGUUUUAUGAAAAGGCUGUUAUGAUCAUGGCUUAGAUUGCUUUGGCUGUCUACACUGUCAACAGUUGAGCAGAUUGCAGCAUAAUCUUCACAUUAUCCCUUUUUGUUUACCUCAGGAACUGAUUUCUUUGCUGACUUGAAUAAAUGUAUCCGGCUUAUUGUGUGCUA